Egretta garzetta (little egret) is the source of this 9049-nucleotide messenger RNA. It is a transcript of the gene DNAJB6, whose product is annotated as DnaJ heat shock protein family (Hsp40) member B6. Lineage: Eukaryota; Metazoa; Chordata; Aves; Pelecaniformes; Ardeidae. The record is from RefSeq and is a predicted model, not a curated record. Gene Ontology annotation, cellular component: cytosol; endoplasmic reticulum membrane. Gene Ontology annotation, molecular function: Hsp70 protein binding; ATPase activator activity. The transcript is spliced from 8 exons. Gene Ontology annotation, biological process: positive regulation of proteasomal ubiquitin-dependent protein catabolic process; protein refolding. The coding region runs from base 55 to 1059 and encodes 334 amino acids.
GUUGUUACAGGACUUGAAAGAUUCGGCUGUGGUUAACAAGACAACAACUGAAACAUGGUGGAUUACUAUGAAGUUCUGGGAGUGCAAAAGCAUGCCUCAGCAGAAGAUAUUAAAAAAGCGUACCGUAAAUUGGCAUUAAAAUGGCAUCCUGAUAAAAAUCCAGACAAUAAAGAAGAGGCAGAACGGCAAUUUAAACAAGUAGCUGAGGCCUAUGAAGUUUUGUCAGAUGCUAAAAAACGUGACAUCUAUGACAGAUAUGGAAAAGAAGGCUUAAUAAAUGGAGGCGGAGGUGGAAAUCAUCAUGAUAAUCCAUUUGAAUUUGGAUUUACAUUCCGUAACCCCGAAGAUGUUUUUAGGGAGUUUUUUGGUGGAAGGGACCCCUUUUCAUUCGACUUCUUUGAAGACCCUUUUGAGGACUUCUUCGGGGGCAGGCGAGGUCCAAGGGGAAGCAGAAGCAGAGGUGGUGGAUCAUUUUUCUCUGCCUUUGGUGGAUUCCCUGCUUUUGGAAGUGGUUUUUCUUCAUUUGACACAGGUUUUACUUCGUUUGGUUCAUUGGGACAUGGAGGCCUUACUUCGUUCUCCUCUACGUCAUUUGGUGGCAGUGGGAUGGGUAACUUCAAAUCAGUAUCAACCUCAACUAAAAUAGUUAAUGGCAGAAAAAUUACUACAAAGAGAAUUGUUGAGAAUGGACAAGAGAGAGUAGAAGUUGAAGAAGAUGGCCAGUUAAGGUCGCUAACAAUAAAUGGUGAGGCAGAUGAAGAAGCCUUUGCCGAGGAGUGCAGACGGAGAGGACAACAAGCCCUGCCCUUCCAGCCAACCAACCCGCGCCUGCUGAAGUCUCACAAGCCUGCCAGUUCCCCCAAAUAUGCCUACCAUUAUAAUAGCGAUGAGGUGGAAGAACAAGAUAGAAGCCGGGUUACGAGCAGCUUGGAGACCCCUUUUUAUUUAUCAGGUGUGCACAAGCAUGUUGAUGAGAAAUGCGCAGAAAAGGAUUCAUCAGCUAGCGAAAAGCCAAAACCAAAAAGCCAAGCAAGACGUUGUUGCUGUGUGUUGACUUAAUGUCAGGUCCCCGGUAGAGAGUAAACAGCAGCUUGUGCGCCUCCGUCCUACAUUAGCUCUGCUCUUCAGUUUAGUCUAGAUUCACAACUGCCCUGGAUUCACAGAUCCAGGGCAAAUAUUGUUAUGCGGCUGAAGUGCCUAUGCUCUUUUUUCUUGAAAGUGAAGGCCUUUUUAGAGAUGAACUAAUCACAAUACUUUGCACGUUCAUUUACUUAAUUUGUGCUUGGUUUCCAUGCCGAAGGAGAAGUUCAGCAACUUGAUAUUAUUUCUGGAAGCUGCAAUUUUAGGCACCUAAAUACUAAUAGAGAAGGCUGAGACAGUUCAGGUGAAUGCAGAAGCGCAGCGAUUGUCCUGGUUGGAAGUCCUGGUUUUGGAAGUAAUGAGUCCUUUGAUAUACUUCCCGUCUGUAGUGUUUCAGCAAUAUAGUCCAGAGGCUAUCUUGGACAACAGAGUCCUCAUAACUACUUGAUUUAAUUUGAAUGUGUGGUCAAAGAUCAUCCAGGACUGCCAGGACAGGUUUUUCUGAAACAUGAAGGUGCCUUUCUGCUUGGAUGCCCAAAACCAGGGGCCCUUCUCAGUAGUGCUGAAUGAGGUGAAGUGCUGGGAAGCGUGAGCGUAUGAGGCUCAUGCACGGGGUAAACACAGUGCAUGAAGAACACGCGCUGUACCCCAAAAUGUGUGCUCACGUACUUCCAGUGCUGCACCAACUUCUGCUGCAUUUAUGAGCCUUUAAAUCUAACGCUGUCUUCUGCAUGAAAGACCUAAAGAUAUCGUGUGGGAUGGCAGCUUGAAAAAAUAGAAGCAUUCAGUGAAAAUGUCUUCCUGAUCAGUUGCUGGAAGUUUUGUCUAUUUAGGGACGGCUAAGUUGAAUCUUUUCUUUAAAAAAAAAAAAAAAAAUUAAAUUCUCUACAGAAGCCUCAAUGUAACCUCUGGGCCUAUGUCCUGAAAUCUCCCAUGCCAGGGUUUUGUCCUCUGUGUGUGUAGCUGGCAAAACAAAACCUUGGCUCUGCAUUUGGAGACUGGAGGUUCUCUGCAAUCAUGACGAUACUUUGUAAGAGUUUCCAAAGAACAUCCGAGUUUGACAUGCACCUUGCAAUUUUUGGAGCAAUUUUUAAGAUUGCUUAGGACUUUUUGCUGUGAAUCUAUUUAUGCUCCAAGACGCACAAGUUUGCAAUCAAAAUGGAUUUCCAGAAGGAUUUGUGCAAUUGCAAAAUCCUCUCUUCUACCAGUAGAUUCUGAGUUGCUAUAAAAGAUUCAGGUUGAAAACUUGAUUGCAGUAAGACUAAGCUUUUACUGUUGUUUUAAAUAUUUUGCCUACUGUUCCUCUGAUGGACAGGGCGGCUGAAGGACUGGCUGAGUCAGUCACAAAAACCUAUGUGAGUGUCUUAAUCCCUCCCUGGGAAGUUUGUGCACAAGCCCUGGCCAGUAACGCCGUUCUCCCCCAUGGGUGUCCACCUCUGCCGACUGCCUUGCCCAGCACGCAGGCUUCACCAGCGCAGCUCUCUCGCUACAGAGACCACUCACUUGCUGCCGCUUGGCUUCUCAUGGAUGGCUGCGACAGCUGCCGGGCUUGCACGGGCCAGCGUUGGGAAAGAAUAGCACCUUUUUCUGCUUUGGCCCAAAGCCCACUCUCUUCAGUGGAAAAUAAAAUUCAAUGGCCUCAAACGGGGUGCUGUUCCACCUUGAAUCAGAUGGCUUUACCACCGCUGGCGUGUGGCCCUUGGCAGCAAGACUGCGCAGCAGUUUUAGACGUUGUCCCAGUUAGAGCACCUCCAGCAAAUACUCAGUCAUUAAUGGUUCUCCUGCAGUGAAAUGGCUUUCUUUUCCCAGCUUUAAGAGUGGGAAUGUUUGAGUUUUAACUUGUAAGUCUGUGGCAGAUUUAAAUGAAGGAAAAGGGGAUAGGUUUCAUCUUGACUACGUGGUGGGAAUCCCUCUGGAAGUGGCUGCCUCUCUCUAGCGCCCAAGGAGAAAGGCUGGCCAACUUGUUUAUACUGGCAACCAAUAUCCAGAGGUGAGAUGAAUCCUCUCCUUAGUCAGGAUUUCCAGUUAUUACAGUGGGUUUUUAAUUUAAAAAAAAAAAAAAAAAAGAAAAAAAAAGAAAAAGUUGAUUCUCUAACAUUGACACUUUGCAUUUUAGUUGAAAUUCGUACUGUUCCUGUUUCACAACAGCCUUUAGAAUAAAACUUGUAUUCUGGAGUUGCAGUGUAUCUCAAACAGUGCUCUAGCUCCACCCAAGUAAUUUUUUAAUAAGAAUUCAGAUACUACAAGUAACGCAGUGCCUGGUUGUAUGAUUCAUGGCUGAUUGGUGAUACCCAAGCUGUGCCAAAGUGCUGUUAAUGCCAGCAGAGACCUGGAGGUUACAGCCACUAAUGGUAGGGGUAGUGGUAGCUACCCCUAAAAACCUGCUUCUCUGGAUUUGACAGUUCUGCUCUUUAUCUAGCAAGAAUGGUUGAAAUGUUUAAUUGUUAAAAUACUGAAAAAUACACGAUGUGAAAGAUCAUUAUUUGCAAGAUAGUAUUGCAAUAUUUGCUCUUCCUUUUGAAUGAAAUAGCUUGCAUUAACCCAAAACUUACAACAUUAAUAAUUCAUUUUUGCUCCAUUUUCACCCGCUGGCAUCCCUGAAAAGGAAACCACUUUAAAAGAACUGGCUUAACUAAUCUUGAUUCUUUUCUGGCAUGGAUUCCUCUGCUGGAAAGUUGAGCUAUUUGUAUUUUAUUACAUUUUCAGUGCGGUCUCAGUUCUUUUUAGUGACAUACGGGUUCCUGAGUUACACGUUACUAACAAUUGAUGUGCUUGGUUGUCCAAACUAAUUACCUUAUAAUUCUCUCACAUACUUGUAUUUGGGCAUGUAAUGGAAAGAGAAAGGCAAGCAAAGCCACUGUUUUCUGUGGAAAUCUAAUACGUGAGGAAUGCUGGAGGUGUGGAGGUGGGAGGGAGCUCGCUCUCCCUUUGCUCCGCAUCCCCUGGCUGUAACUGUGCCCGAGUGGGACGGGGCAACAGCUGUGCUCCUCUUGUGGGCCGAGGGUGGGAAGAUUGGCUGGUGGAUUUGGAGGCUGGCCUGUUGCUCCCUGGCUUGGCCAGACCUGCCUUCACGCAUGGUGUUUUUUGGCUGCUAGUAUGAGAGCAUCCCAUUACCUAUUUGCCUCCCAAAGAAGGUGGCUGUCUUGCACAUGGAAGGGCUUCCAAGGCUGCAUAGCCUUGCAAGCUUUUGCUUGCCAUGUGGGAGUAAAACCUUGGACUCUACUCAGUAAUAGUAUUACCUUAAUUAUUAGCAGGCAAGCAGGUUGUAUCUGGCUUGGUAUGCUCUUGUAGAAAUUCUAGGCAGAAUUGGUAAUGAAAACAGUAUGGUGAACAAGCAUGAAGGAAGGCCCCAGUAAGUUGCUAAAGCUUUUCAGUCACCUAAAAGAUCAAAGUUGGAAUGACAUCACUGGGUUGGCCAGUAAAACUGGAGAACUCGCCCCUUGGAUUUAACAGUGCAGAUUAUUAAAUAGUGGAGUGGCAUACCUAGACGGGGUGGGAUGUUUUGUCACCUCAGGUCUUUAUGUAAAGGCAGGUUCUCUCUCCACGAAGCUCCGUGGCAUGGGCAGGAGCUGUGGAUGCGGUGAGAGAAUUAGUAGGUCAAAUUGUGGUGUGUGUUGGGCAGUGGCUCGGGCUGACAGGAGGGAACGUGAAAGUGUAGCGUAAAGCUGUAAUUGUAAAUUGAGUCACAUGCAUGAAAUUAUACUGAAGCUGUGAUCUGGGGUGAAUUUUUGUAAUGGCAUAUGCAAGUGUGGUGAGUCUAAAAUAACAUGGUGGCUAAAAUAAGAUGGUGGCUGCAACUCAGAAGUAAGCCAGCUACCUUUGAAAUAGCAAUUUAUUGUUUUGACUAAAGAGGUAUUUCUAAGAGCAGAAAAUUAGAAAGCGCACUACAGAACCCAAUGUGCAUGCGGCCCGCUGCUCUGUUAAAGCUCUGUGCCCACGUUGGAGCCAUGACUGCUUUGCUGGUUUGAAGGAGGGCAAGAGAAUGGCCACAAUCGUAGCAAAAAGGUAGUAGAUCUUGAAAACCACUUUCUCUGGGACUUGAGCAGAAAGUAUGAAUUCCCUCUGUCCCCAGUGUUGGUGCUUUACAGCCUGAAAGUGGAAGGAGGUGCCUUCAAAGUCUUCACCUUUGCAGGAGAUCUUUAUAUAAAAUCAGGCCAUGGCCUUUAUUACUAACUGAUGUAGGUCAAGAAGCAGAAAUGCUGUGCGUUAAUCGUCGGUCAUGGCUGAACACCUUGUUUUCUUCUGCUGACUCCUACGCUCUCUUGCGCAGAAGGAAGGUGGAGCAGAUCUGUGACUGCUCUCUGCAUCCUGGUAGGGCAGGCAGAUGUCAGGCAGGGCAGGCAGAUGUAGGAUACCACAAAUGGGUUGGGUAGGAGCGUUUUGCUCAGAACACUUGUCCCUUUGGAUCACUCACUCGAUGUGCACACCCCCCCUUGCAGUUGCUGCCCAAGAAUGUGAUGAGUUUCAUAGUCAGUGACUGAAAAAAACUGUGAUGUUGGGAGAUGUAGAUGGCAGAGAAGUGGAAAGCCAAAAGGAAAGUCAACCUGGGACCCAGCAGAGAGGCUUCCCAAUUUGUUUUGGUCUUUGCUGAGUGGCUGAGGGAGUUGCUACUAAGCGUUGUUAGAAGUUGGUUUCAGUCUUCAAGCAGAUUUUUAAAAGCUGGAAUGGCUUUUGUGCUCUUUGUGGUUCUUCUGGAAGUAGAAGAGAGGGUCAGCUCAUGCUGUUUAUUCUAGACAAAAAUUAUCCAGGUUUUAAACCAGGUGUAAUUCCAAAUGGUGUGGAUUCUUGCUUCAUCCAUCACUGCUCCUGGCAGCUGACGAAAGCAAGAAUGUACCAAGUUAGGCUGAUAGCAAUCUGCAUUUGAGUGAAUCUGUUUUCCAAGUGUCAAAGCUUGGGGAAGCUCUCAGCAACCUGUUCUCCCCGCACCCUUCCCUAAGAGUCUCUAUCUUAAUGUAACACAUUUCUAGAGUUUAGAUCACUAACUAUUGCUUCUAAGGGGGGGAAUUUGAAAGGCCCAUCUCUGAGGCCAGAACUCUUUGGCUGAAGCCAGUUCAGCCAGACGCUAGCCCUGGGAAGCCUCCAUGACUGCUUCGUGAUGCUGGUGGCUCACCAGGACACAGGUUCACUGCAAAUUAAUCAAACAGUAAUGGGCCUGCUGCUUUCUAAUUCAGAUUUUGUUCUCCCCAUGACUUUUGGGGCUAGUCUUGUAACCAAGGCAGCUAAAUACGCUUUUAAUUAGUGCUGGUUGAAGUAUUCAAGCACCAAAGGGUUACAUCUUUAGUGUGCAAUUUUUAUUUUUACUAGGAGCUGCUUCACUUGUUCAGAUCAGGUUUUUGGCUGUUAUCACCCAGCGUAGCAUCGCUGGCGCUAACAGACUGGCAAAGUUUGACCUACCCUUUCUUCCUAGGUGGAGGCAGAAAAGGAAAUGGUCGAGAGUGAAAUUAUUUAUCACAGCAGGCUCGAAACAGAAAAGACCCGGCAGUUUUCUCUUGAGGAAUUCUCUGUAUUUGUGCAUUAUCUCCUACUUUGGCCAAUCUGUUUCUGUGUGUCAGUGAUAACACUUGAAAGAUUUCCACUUUUCACCCUUAUCAUUCCGGAGGCUGGUAGGAGACCAUGUUGUCAAAUGCCUAAAUAUCUUCAUACCACAUUAUUUUAACAUUUGAGUUUUUUCAUUUAGAAGACAAUGAAUUAUGUGGCAUUCAUUUCAAGUCAUAAUUUACAUUGCUCAUGGUAUUUUUAAGGAAGAGUUUCUAGAAUUGCUUUCAAAAUCUCAAAAACUUGAAGAAAAUGGACUGUUGCAAAAAAAAAAAAAUUAUGAUAUAAAAUAGCAGUACCAAAUGCAAUCGUGCCUGUAUGUGGAAGCCUUUUACAAAUACUGACAGUGUUUUGAGAAUGAAAAAUGAGAAAAUUAUGAAGCUAAUAACCUGUUAGGGUUUUGUGAUCUCUUCCCAAAUAUGUGUGUUUAAUGUUUCAUAGUUAUUACAUGAACUAAUUCUGAUCAGCUGAUGUGAUGCUGUUUUUCCCUCCAGUAAAGGGAAGAAUCCUUUGAAUGACACCAUUUGGGUGACUGAUUCCCGAGUCAGCACGUCUCUUCCGCCUCCGUUGGACUCUGUGGGAAAGCAGAGAUGCUUGAGCCCUUCUGGGAUGUGUCCCUUAGCAGUAAAUUAAAUGCCAAGGGAUCCUAUUUUUGACAAUGUAUAGGUGAAGGAGAGGCUGACAUUGAAGUAAACUUCAUGGAUGGAGUUCUUAAUUAGGAGGUGUCCACGCAGUGUCCCCGGGGACAGGAUUGCAGCUCAGGAGGGUGCAGGGAAAACGCAGCGUCAUCUGCAAUUCUGCAAAGCGCUGCCAGUUCUUCUCUUCCUUAAACAAUAGAACUGGUUUCCACGCUAACUUUGCGCAGGCUAAUCGCUCGUGGCAGAAUUUCUAAAUAAAUAUCCUGCUUCUUGACUCAGAUGAUUGCAAAAGAUGAAGUCAUGCUGUUGAUACAGCGUAGGAGCUAGAGUGAUAACCUAGGAACAGUUUCCCUUUGCUGCAAGGGAGUGUAUUUCCUCUAAUGCAUAAGCCUUUGAUAGUGUCUGAAGUGGUUUUAGCCCAGAGACUCUCUCAUGGUCCUCCCCAAGUCUUAAGCUUAAACUGAAGAACUGCCGUUCCGCCGUGGGCACAACCCGAAUUGCAUUUGGGAGGAGCUCUGAUGAGGAGCAAACUUCAGCCAGAGCAUGGCUUUGUACUCCUCUGACCUCCCACCGCUUCCUUUUCCCAUCUUAAUUUUGCUAUUGGUGCUAAACUGAUGGGGAGCCAGGCGCCAUGGUGACACUGCUUGCUCAGGGUCGCAUCUGCCUGCUUGCAGACAGAGUCGGGGAAAGAAGCAGAUUCCCAGACACAGAGCUGUGCCCUUCCUGGGCUAUUCCCUGACUCCCAGCCCUGCCCCUUGGCUGGCUUGCCCAGGGCUCCUCCACUCCAGCCUGGCCCCAGUCACUGGACCAUGCGGAAUCCCAGUGGCAGAGCACCACUGAGCUAAAAGACCCCUCCAGCUAUUUCAAAGCAUUGCAAAAUGAUUAUCUGAGAGAGACGUUUGCUAGCUUUGAGUUUAGAUUUAUAAGUGCACUUGGGUAGAUGUGGCAUUGGUUCUGCACAGGCCACUGCCCGUGCAAGUCUGCUAGCACCUUGCAUUUUACUGCAAGUUUGGAGGAAAGCACGAGAUGCAGAACAAGAAUUGGUUUUCACACAUCUUUGCGGGGGAAAAAAAAUCGUUGGGACGAUGAUCGCGUGGCUGGGAGUUUGUGCCUACUGAACCCGUAGCAAAUAAUUGUUGCUUGAAUUUAAUACUUCUGUGUACCAUUGGAGCUGUGGUAGCAUAUAACCUAUGGUGCAUAGUUAAGCAUGAGCAGGCUGCUGACCUGCAUAGAAAAUGCGUAUUGGUGAACACUGAGCACCGUCUUAUUUACUCAGGUUUCUCAGCAUUCCCUAGUUCUAAAAUGGAAAUGCAAAUAUCGUGGUAACUCUGACUACUGUGAGCAGGAAGCGCCAGUACUUAAAUAGCUCCUGCUGUAUAAGUCUUAUUUAUUGCUUCCGUUUUGAAAAUUAUUCUGGUUUUGCAUGUGCUCUAAUUUUGAAGCUUUUCCUGAAUGGCUUUGAAGUCCUUGGAAAGUUCUCCAGGUCUUUUCAAGCUUCAAAGAUUGAUAGUGUUUUCUUUCUAUCCUAUGUGAGGGAUGUAGUAGAACUGGGGAUAUAGAAGAACUGACUAUUUAAGAAACACCAUUAGAAAGCCAGACAUUUUCCUUAAGAUUCUUUAAACCAUUCAGAGAAUGUGUGCUUUUGCUAAAGGGAAACGUCCAUGAAUGCUGUGAAUAGUGUUUGACAAGCCGUGUUUCCUCAGGACACAAAGAAGGCAGCAAGAGGAGGAAGCAGAAGCAGAGAGAGGAACAGAAGAAGAAGAAGUCAACCAAAGGGAGUUACUAAAAUGGACUUC